AUGGCCCAAGGCAAAAAGAUUCUUUUAAUGGCACCCGGAGUGCAGGGCUUUAAGGAGAACUGCUUGUUUCUGCUUUGUUUUCCCGUGUUUGUUUUGUUGAGAUUUUCCUCUGGUCCAUUCUUCUUCACCUGUGGGAAGGUGAGGAGCAGAGGGAAUCAUGGGAAAGCAAGGACCCUGCCAUCAUUGCGGAGUCACAAUGUUCAAGAGAAAUCUGUGGAUACGGUUGAGGUUAGGGUCUUUCCCUAUAAAAUUCUGAACGUGACGAACGGUUUAUCCCAUCUUGUGCCAGCAGCAUUAUAUGGUCUGAACUUUGUUCAACUAUCACUACAGCAAAAUGCUCCUUUGAAGUGGCUAUCAGCACUCAGUACUCCCCUUUGGCGAAAUGGGCCACCAGAUAAGCCAGUGCUCUGCAAUGCAUGUGGCUCGAGAUGGAGAACAAAGGGUUCAUUGGCAAACUACACUCCAAUGCAUCGCAAGGAUGAUGAUGAACCUAGAGUUAGUAGGCUGAAGCCACCAACAUCAAAGUCAAAGUCCCAGAAGAAAAAAUCAAAUCACAUCAUAAUGGAGAAUGGGCCAUUUUCUGGUCAGAAUUUCCAAAAGAUGGGGGGUGCUGACCCAAGCAAUUGGUCUAGUUCUGGAUCUGCAGUAUCAUACUCUGAGAGUCGUGUUGCUGAAAUGACUGGUUCAGCACAAUCACAUGCUUGGGAAUCCCUAGUGCCAUCAAGAAAGAGGAGCUGUGUCACUCGUCCGAAGCCUUCAUCUGUAGAAAAGCUUGCAAAAUAUCUUAACUCCAUCAUGCAUGAAGAGCAGUUAUACUACCUUUCAGGAUCAUCAGAGGAAGACCUACUGUACCAUAGUGAAACUCCUGUUGGUUCAUUUGAGAUUGGCUCUGGAAGUGUGCUUCUAAGGCAUCCGAACUCAAAAUCACUGGAGGAAGAAUCAGAAGCAAGCUCCAUUCCUGCAGAUAAUAAAUCAUACAUUACAAGUGAAUCCUAUUCAGGGUCUGUGUCGUUUGUCUCUCAUAGUGGAAACAAGGCAGCAAUCAACUUAAAUGCUGCAACUGUGAGACCAAAAAGGUCACUUCUGCGUAUUGAAGAUAAUGGUAGAAGGGAUAAACUUCAUUAUGAAAAUCAACAUAUCCUGGAGAGUGUUGAUUCACCUUUAGUUUCAGCAGAUUUAGAGGAAAAGGAAAUUAAGGAAACAAGAGGAGUGGAGAAUAUCAGUGGAUCAAAAGGCUUUACCAAGUCUACCAUAAAACCAGUCAAAAGAUCCCGUGACGACAACCACUUUCAGAGCGACUCAGAUGGUACCAUGAGGAGUCCUAUAAGAGUUCUAAAAUCUGGAGCUUUGACGACUCAAUUUAAAAACUCAUCUUUGCCAAAAUCUGGCUACGCCACCAAAGAUUCAACUUGCACUGGAGGAGCACUUAACUUAUUCAUGUUACCCCCAGAAAAGUUAUCAUUAUUUGUCCCUCCUCAGUAUGCCAACUCUGAUCAAGACUUGCUGCUGGAGAUUCCUCUCAAUGCACGGCACCCAGAGGCAGAACUUCUUUGUCAGCCAUCUCAGCUGAGCUCAAUAACCCACAUCUCCACCUCUGUGGGUGGGGUUGCUGAAGGGGAGGGGCAUCUGAAGCAACCAUAG
Molecule: messenger RNA, 1641 nt
Organism: Miscanthus lutarioriparius
Lineage: Eukaryota; Viridiplantae; Streptophyta; Magnoliopsida; Poales; Poaceae
Source: the annotation of a GenBank genome assembly